Messenger RNA from Lipotes vexillifer (Yangtze River dolphin), 1341 nucleotides. Its product is annotated as cadherin-20-like. The transcript is spliced from 6 exons. The record is from RefSeq and is a predicted model, not a curated record. Gene Ontology annotation, biological process: homophilic cell-cell adhesion; cell morphogenesis; cell-cell adhesion mediated by cadherin. NCBI's taxonomy places the organism in Eukaryota, Metazoa, Chordata, Mammalia, Artiodactyla, Lipotidae. Gene Ontology annotation, molecular function: calcium ion binding; cadherin binding; beta-catenin binding. Gene Ontology annotation, cellular component: plasma membrane; adherens junction; catenin complex. The coding region runs from base 7 to 1341 and encodes 444 amino acids.
AAUCCCAUGUGGACUUCUGGUAGAAUGAGCAAUGCAAAGAGCUGGCUUGGACUUGGCAUGUCCUUGUACUUCUGGGGAUUGAUGGACCUUACAACCACUGUUCUCUCGGGCACACCAACACCGCCAGGCAAAUUAGAAGCGUUCCUGUCAGACAAGCCACAGUCACACCCUCGGACAAAGAGGAGCUGGGUUUGGAACCAAUUUUUUGUUCUGGAAGAAUACACUGGAACUGACCCUUUGUAUGUCGGCAAGCUUCAUUCAGACAUGGACCGGGGGGAUGGAUCCAUCAAAUACAUCCUCUCUGGAGAAGGUGCAGGUGUCGUGUUUACCAUCGACGACACCACUGGAGACAUCCACGCCAUUCAGAGGCUUGACCGAGAGGAAAGGGCCCAGUACACUUUAAGGGCUCAAGCCCUGGACAGGCGGACGGGCAGGCCAAUGGAGCCAGAGUCAGAGUUCAUCAUUAAAAUCCAAGACAUCAAUGACAAUGAGCCCAAGUUCCUGGAUGGACCUUAUGUCGCCACUGUGCCAGAAAUGUCACCAGUGGGAACUUCUGUUAUCCAGGUGACAGCCACAGAUGCUGAUGACCCAACCUAUGGCAACAGUGCCCGGGUAAUGUACAGCAUCCUCCAGGGCCAGCCAUAUUUUUCUGUGGACUCCAAAACAGGUGUAAUUAGGACAGCACUCAUGAACAUGGACCGAGAAGCCAAAGAAUACUAUGAAGUGAUUAUCCAAGCCAAGGACAUGGGAGGGCAGCUUGGCGGAUUAGCUGGGACCACAACGGUCAACAUCACCCUCUCAGAUGUCAAUGAUAACCCACCCCGCUUUCCCCAGAAACAUUAUCAGAUGAGUGUGUUGGAAUCAGCUCCAGUUAGCUCUACUGUGGGAAGGGUGUUUGCCAAGGACUUGGAUGAAGGAAUUAAUGCAGAGAUGAAGUACACUAUUGUGGAUGGAGAUGGUGCAGAUGCAUUCGACAUUAACACAGAUCCCAAUUUCCAAGUCGGCAUCAUAACUGUGAAGAAGCCCCUGAGUUUUGAAACCAAGAAAAGCUACACCUUAAAAGUGGAGGGAGCCAAUCCUCACCUAGAGAUGCGUUUUCUGAACCUAGGCCCAUUUCAGGACACAACCACAGUGCACAUCAGUGUGGAAGAUGUGGAUGAGCCCCCUGUGUUUGAACCUGGCUUUUAUUUUGUGGAGGUACCUGAAGAUGUGGCAAUUGGAACAACCAUACAGAUCAUUUCUGCCAAGGAUCCAGAUGUGACCAACAACUCAAUCAGGUUUUUCUACACAUUUCACCUUAUCCUUAUAUCCUGGAAUCUUCCCUUAUACCUAAUUUUCUAG